AUGGGGCCAAGUGAAGGUUUAAUAGGCUUGGAGGAGAUCGCAGUAGUGGUAGCAGUGCCUACAAAACCAAUAUAUGGAACAAAUCACUCUGUGGUGUCAGAGUUUGUGUUCCUAGGACUCACCAAUUCCUGGGAAAUACAACUUCUCCUCUUUGUAUUCUCCUCCAUGUUUUAUGUGGCAAGCAUGAUGGGAAACUCCCUCAUUAUUCUCACUGUGACUUCUGACCCUCACUUACACUCCCCCAUGUACUUUCUGUUGGCCAACCUCUCCUUCAUUGACCUGGGAGUUUCUUCUGUCAGUUCCCCCAAGAUGAUUUAUGACCUUUUCAGAAAGCAUAAAGUCAUCUCCUUUGGUGGCUGCAUCACUGAAAUCUUCAUCCACGUCAUUGGUGGUGUGGAGAUGGUGCUGCUCAUCGCCAUGGCCUUUGACAGAUAUGUUGCCAUAUGCAAGCCUCUCCAUUAUCUGACCAUUAUGAGCCCAAGAAUGUGCAUCUCCUUUUUAGUGGCUGCCUGGAUGACUGGCCUUGUCCAUUCCAUGGUUCAACUGGCUUUUGUGGUAAACUUACCCUUCUGUGGUCCUAAUGUGUUGGACAGCUUUUACUGUGACCUUUCUUGGUUCAUCAAACUUCACACUGCAAAGGCUGUGAGGUAG
Messenger RNA from Vicugna pacos (alpaca), 651 nucleotides. NCBI's taxonomy places the organism in Eukaryota, Metazoa, Chordata, Mammalia, Artiodactyla, Camelidae. The record is from RefSeq and is a predicted model, not a curated record.